This is a messenger RNA of Dacryopinax primogenitus, 779 nucleotides long. RefSeq lists its product as uncharacterized. The transcript has 4 exons. NCBI's taxonomy places the organism in Eukaryota, Fungi, Basidiomycota, Dacrymycetes, Dacrymycetales, Dacrymycetaceae. Bases 1 to 741 code for a protein of 246 amino acids. The record is from RefSeq and is a predicted model, not a curated record. Gene Ontology annotation, cellular component: nucleus.
AUGUCCGACGACAUACCCUCUGUCUCCUCACGGUUCAUCUCCCAAUCUGAGGUCGAGCAGGCCAAAGCCAACAGGGAAGAACAAUGGCGUGCUGCCUAUGCGCGGCUGGGGCAGGAACCGCCGCCUCAGCAGCAGGAGGUGGUUAGCGAUGGGAGGAGCUUGUAUGAGAGGCUACAGAGUAAUAGAGUGGAGAGGGAGGAACAGUGGCAGGAGCAGCAUAAGCUCAGCAAACAGUUCCGCGCACUAGAAGAAGACGAGAUUCUUUUCCUCCAACAAAUAAAGGAGAAGAGGAACGAAGAGGAAAGAGUGAGGAAGGCAGAGGAGAAUAAUGAAUUAGAGGGGUUUAGAGUAGCGGUCGCAGCGCGUCAAGUCGUCCCCCCACCUCCUGUACCAGGCGCGUCUACCCCUCCGACAAUAUCAAAACCUCCUGCGCCGACCAAGAAGCCCGAAGCUGCUAAGGGAAAGCCUAUCAAGAAGGACCAGAAGUCGUUGCUGACGGGGGUGGUACUGAAGAAAAGGGAGAAGGCACUUCCUGCUCCGGUCACCCCCAUCCCUACCUCUGCCACAUCUGCAGCUCCGGAACAGAAGGAAGAAAAGGGAGGUGCUGCACCUCUGUCGCCUGAGGUCCCCAGCGGGAUAGAGGCGAAGCGGAGUUUACCAGAGGAGGGUGGGAAAGACGGCAAACGACCACUUCCCGAUCAAGAUGGGGAAUCAUCAGAGGCCAAACGUCGAAAGGUGUGAUUCAAGAGACGUAGGAGAGAAGGCGAUGCUGUAUCAAU